Messenger RNA from Zootermopsis nevadensis, 3851 nucleotides. RefSeq names its product NEDD8-conjugating enzyme UBE2F. NCBI's taxonomy places the organism in Eukaryota, Metazoa, Arthropoda, Insecta, Blattodea, Termopsidae. The record is from RefSeq and is a predicted model, not a curated record.
UGGCAGUGUUGGUCUGUGCCGCGAUGUGUCGAGACUCGUGUCGAUAGUGCAUGUAGUGUGGGAAUGGGAGAUUGUAAUUUAAGGGAUGCGAAUGUUGUGGAAGAUGCUAGUUGUGGCGAUUAACAGACAAUGAAAAAUGGUUAUUUUCCUAUAGAGCAACACGUAAAAGGCCAAAGGACAGUUCAGUUUCUCUUAAUUUCAUGCAAUUUCGAUGGAUUUAAUACAUUAUAGGUACUAGGACGAAUUCAUGCUAAGUAUCUUCAUAUUCAGGGUUCCAUUCCAACCAAAUCUAACCUGUGAAAGGUACUUGUCCUAAUAAUGAUUACAUUAACAAGAAAAAUGAAAAAAGAAAAUGACGGUCAUAGUGGCUCAUCCACAACAGAAUCAAGCAAGCGGGUGUCGAUACGGGACAAACUGUUGGUGAAGGAAGUUCAGGAAAUGGAACAAACGUUACCAAUCACUUGUAGAGUCCGAUUUGAAGACCCACAUCAGCUACAUGAUUUUCACCUGACUGUAACUCCUGAUGAAGGGUUUUGGGCUGGAGGGCAGUUCUGGUUUCAUAUAUUUGUUACUGAAGAUUACAAUAUGGCACCACCAUUGGUGAAGUGCCUAACAAAGCUAUGGCAUCCCAACAUCAGUGAAGAUGGUGACAUCUGCUUGAGUCUUUUACGUCAGAACUCUAUUGAUGGAAUGGGAUGGGCACCGACCAGAAAACUCAAGGAUAUAAUCUGGGGUCUCAACUCUCUGUUUACUGACCUGUUGAAUUUUGAUGAUCCCUUGAACAGUGAAGCAGCAGAACUUUACCUCAAGGAUAAAGAAGCCUUCCACAGCAGAGUGAGAGAAUAUGUAACACAGUAUGCCAAGAGAUGAGAUAAUUGUUAUAAAUUAUUCAUAAUUCUUUUGGUUCCUAACAGUUGAUCUCUGGCAUCUUGUCUUAUGUGACAUACACAGACACAUUUUAUACUGGUCGUUAAAAUUAAGACUUAAUUAGAGAUGGUUGAAAUCCUUAUCCCAAAUGAAGGUAUUAAUCAAAAAAUAAAGGGUCAGACAGAGAUAUGAAAAUAUUUAUGCCCAGUAGGUUACACAUUUUUUAAUUUAAGUUUUAUUUUGAGAGCUGCAUAACAGCACAUUGUUAUAAAAAAUGUGUAGAAUGCUAGAACAAGUGGUUUCUGAACAUUAUCACAUAAUGAGCAACCUAUUUAUGAAAUCACAGUAGGAAAAUUUGCAUGCAGUUCUCCUCCCUAAAAAGGUUGUAGCAUUGUGCCCCUUCCUCUUCUUCCACACUCACUUGACUUGGCUCAUCCCUACGCAGCUUAACAUUUUGACACCCAGAGAGGACAGUUUGCCCUCAUAUAAAUUUAAAAUCACUUCCAUUCAAGUUUUUUGCAUGCCAUAGUGAUUUCCCUCUUUGACUUUUCAUUUUUUGUGAGGGGCACUUGGUGCAUAAGAAAGUUAAAUGUGACACUGGUUAGAUUUGCAAGCAAAAUUAAUUUUUACAUGUAACACUUGGAGGAGACACUCUGUCCCUCAGUAAAAUGCUUUCAGAUUCUGCAAAUCAAGCUUCUAAUGGUACCAUGUGGGAGGCAACAGAUCCUGAAUAGGUGUAUGGUGUAAGUUGCUGUCAUGGUAAACAAACAAGAGAGACAGAUAUGUGUCAGUAGACAUGAGCUAAUGCAGUUUGCCCCAAGUAUAAUCACAGCUAUGAGUUGGCAGCAAUUCUUUAACUUUGCUUUGUCAACUAGAUCAUAAAUUUUGAUAGUUCAUACUGUGCUUUAACAUAAUAUGCAAAGAAAUGAUCAAAUUGUUUGUUUGAGUCAAAAUCUGUAAUGGGCAGACACCUUUGAUUUAGGACUGUGCCUCAGCACAUUCCUUAGAAAUUAUCUUGGUGCAUUAUAGAUAUAAAGGAUUGUUGCAUAUGAAACACACAUAUGAUGGUUUUCUCUUGUUGGAUGGUGGACAUAGCAAGUUUAUCCACGUGCUUACUCAUGGUAUAGAUGAGAGUGGCCAACUAAAAAGAUUGUGUAACCAGUGACAUGCGGUCUUCCAGACCUCCACCAAAGUAAAUUUCCCAAUACAAACCACAUCAAACAACUAAUGAAGCGAAAGAAAUAUCAGUAGAUGUAUAAAGAAAUGUAAAAGGUGCUGAGAACAGCAGAGUGCUACAAGCCAUAGCCAGAUAUUGUUUCUGCUGCGGUCUCCCAGAUCACACAUAAUCUAAGCUUCCCUUACUGUUGAAAUGGUAGAUAAUGUUGAGAAAAGAGGUACUAUUGUGAGACUUCUUGCUAGUCAAAAACAUGAUUUGACUUUAGGAAGAAAAUAAUUACAUACUAAGCCAAAUAGGGAACACUGACAAAACUCCAGUAUAUUUUGAUAUGUCAUCCAGUUGAUGACACAGGUGCAAAAUCUGUUAUUGUAAAACAUCAGGCAAUGAAAAGACGUGACUAUUGUUGACAGUAUUGGCAGAUAGCAUAAAACUACCGACAUAUGCCUAAAGAGAUGCUGCCAAUAAUAGUGUCAGUAUAUUGGAUGGGUGACUGAUGAGGGACUGGUUACAAGUUGUUUGGAACAGGAGACCAGGAGUGUUAUUGAGAAAAUAAGGAAUGCUGGUGCUGUAUACAUUUAAAGGUCAUUUAGUAUCACCAGUCUGUGAUUCAUGCAAUGAUUGCUGUCUUUGUUGUCAUACCUAGAGGGAUGUCCUCAUUUUAGAUGUUGUAAAUAAAACUUUAAAGGAUCAUUUUAAACAACUGUAUUUUGAAUUGCUCUUCUGAAACCUACUGGGAAAUUAAGGAAGCCCAGUGUUAACAGCACUUCUGUGCCAUUGUAUCAAGACAUCAUGGCAAUGGAUGUGUCCAGAAGUGAUAGUCAAAGUAUUUAAAAGGUGCUGCAUAUCUAAUGCAAUGGUUGGAAGGGAGGAUGUGGUUGCCAUAAAUGCUGUUGUGGUCUACAGUACUGUCAUGAGAAGCAAGAUAUCCUGAAUUAUCUUCAACAGAAAACUUGCAGAGGACUUACAAGAAGAGUAUAUAAAGACUUGACCAAUGCAGUUUCAUCAUUUCUUUGGAACCAGUUGUACUUCCAUAAUUAAAGAAACAUAAUAUUGUAAAUAUGUAAUAUAUUGAUGGAUCAUAAGAGAGAAAAUUAAUAAUAAUAUGUCAAAAAGUAAUGAAAAUAAAAUAGAAAAUUAUUAUAGAAAUUAAAACAAGAAAGAAAUAUAAAAAUAGGAAAAUAUAUUUUCUACUAUUCUCUUUCAACCAGGAGUCAGCUCUUUUCAUGCUGGGGACAAAUUGUUCACUUUGGUCAUUAGAGGGGGUGAGGUAAGUCUGGGCAUCCUAACAUUAAAUUUUACAUUUAAACUGUAUUUGGAGCAUACUGUAUAAAAUAAUGUUUGUAUUAAAUAUCACAAAUAGGGCAGAAACACCCAUAGUGUGUUAUAAUUUCUUUUGAAUUUACAUAAAUAUAAUAUAGAUACCAUAGUUUUCAGGUGAAUCCUCUGGAAUAGUUUAUAUCACUACAAGUUUGGAAACCACUGGUUUAGGUGUUUUGUUCACAGGGACGUAGAAAACAGUGACACUUGAAAUGAAAAAAAUAAAUUGAUUGGAAUUGAGGUUAUUCAAACCUGUUUUACAAAUAACAGAAGAUUUCUCCAUCUCUAAUUGUAACACCUGUAAUGCAAUUUUUGUAGUUGCAUUUUGCAACACUUUUAACCAGAUGUUUUAUUGUAACAUACUAGGCCAUUUUCCUUAUGUAACACACAAAGAAGAAUGACUGAUUCUAGUCUUGUAUGAUUUUGUGUAUUAUUUAAUGUAUUCUUUGUAAAUAAUAUUCCCCUGAUCCCUACUAGUGUGCUUGUCAUA